UCUCUCUUUACCCCCUCUCUCUCUCUUUGUGUGCUCGAUCUCCGAGGAUCCAUGGCGGAUCAGCUCACCGACGACCAGAUCUCCGAGUUCAAGGAGGCCUCCAGCUUGUUCGACAAGGACGGCGAUGAUACUUCGUCUGUGCAUGGGAUGACCGAAUUGAUCGAAAUCCUGAAGGAAAAUGACAAAUCUAAGAUUCCUAUAAAUUCGUCGAUCGAAAUAAAAGUCCUUUUCUUCGCGAGAGCUCGCGACUUAACCGGGUUAUCAGAAACCUCUAUUGAAUUGCCCGAAGGGAGCACUGCUGGCGACUGUAUGAGUAAGCUCUUAACCAAAUUUCCGAACUUGGAAGAGAUCUCAAAUUCAAUGGUUUUGGCUCUAAAUGAGGAGUAUGCCCCAGAAUCAACAGUUCUGAAAAAUAGGGAUGAGUUAGCAAUUAUUCCGCCAAUCAGUGGAGGAUAAUAAAUAAAAUAGGUAUAGAAAAUAACGCUUCUGUUAUGUUUUUGUAUUGAUUUUUGUUAAUGGCUUUGGCGAAAAUAGGUUUCAUGGAUUGUAAAACAUUUUGUUUAAAAAUGAGGAGAAAAAUAUACAUUGCAUC
Messenger RNA from Ananas comosus (pineapple), 592 nucleotides. Its product is annotated as molybdopterin synthase sulfur carrier subunit-like. The record is from RefSeq and is a predicted model, not a curated record. The transcript is spliced from 2 exons. NCBI's taxonomy places the organism in Eukaryota, Viridiplantae, Streptophyta, Magnoliopsida, Poales, Bromeliaceae. Gene Ontology annotation, cellular component: cytosol. Gene Ontology annotation, biological process: Mo-molybdopterin cofactor biosynthetic process. Bases 52 to 456 code for a protein of 134 amino acids.